AUGCGCUUAUGGCAAGCAUGGGUGUUAUUCCGUUCUCGACCAUUCCAUACUCGCAUCAUUGCGGAAUUCCCGACAUUGAUGGAAAACUUGAUUGAACAAGCUAAGAAAGUAUUGUUCCUAGUGACGAGUACGGUCCUUGACUUGCUUUUAGAAUUCUGUUCAACUUCAGAUUACUGGGAAGCUAGUUUAGCGUCCAAGAUCUUAACCGGUGCUGUAAAGGGGCCCAUCCACAAGAACAUACAGGACCGGGUCAAUCUUAAAAUGACGACGCACAUAGACUGGCACAAGGCAUUGACGCCUCCACUACCGAACCCUCCACCGCCAGCCACCAUCUUAGAUCUUCGGCGAAGGGAGCACGUACAUUCGGGCGAAAGAGCCCCAGAGCGUAUGAGGUUGAGCGGUUGGCGUGGCCCGCCGCUCGAAGCGUCCCUUUCUGGCGACUCGCAGCCUGAAAUCAUUUUGGAUCUGUUUGGUAACGAACGGAAAUGGAUGUCCUUCUGGUUAAUCGAAGACCUAAUGGGAGUAUGUACCUCUUUUGGGCUGAAAUGGUUUCCACAUGGUCCCGCCACUUGUCCUGCCUACAACGGUUCUCCAUUCGGCCUCGGUGCAUAUUCGUCUCAGAGUAGCAUGCUCGGCAUGAAAGACGCUGGGGGCGCAGUCCUCCCUGGCUAA
Molecule: messenger RNA, 672 nt
Organism: Cantharellus anzutake
Lineage: Eukaryota; Fungi; Basidiomycota; Agaricomycetes; Cantharellales; Hydnaceae
Exons: 6
Coding region: 1-672 (223 amino acids)
Source: RefSeq, a predicted model, not a curated record